This is a messenger RNA of Lycium barbarum (goji berry), 867 nucleotides long. RefSeq lists its product as uncharacterized. NCBI's taxonomy places the organism in Eukaryota, Viridiplantae, Streptophyta, Magnoliopsida, Solanales, Solanaceae. The coding region runs from base 1 to 867 and encodes 288 amino acids. The record is from RefSeq and is a predicted model, not a curated record. The transcript is spliced from 2 exons.
AUGAAGACUCUAUUUUGGAAUAUCAGGUUUGUGAAUUCACAGCAAGCUUUUCAUAGAGUGCAAAUGUUACAUAGGCAUCAUAAAUUCUCCAUCAUUGCUUUGAUGGAACCAUUUCUGCAUGUUAGAAACAUUCAAGGAUUUAGAAGCAGAUUGGGCAUGAGGUAUGCACAUCAUAACUGCAAUGGUAAAAUAUGGUUCUUUAGAAAUGAUAAUAUAGAUGUAGAGGUGAUUCAGGAUACAGAUCAACAGAUUACAGUUAAGCUAAAUUUUCAGGAGGAUAAUAAGAUUCUUAUGACUACUAUGAUUUAUGCAAAGUGUGAAUCAUUGGAAAGAAUUAGUCUUUGGCAUAACUUGUAUAACCUGGCUGAUCAAAUGGAAGUGCCCUGGCUUGUGGGAGGGGAUUUCAAUGUCAUUAUGCAUGAAGAUGAGAAAAUAGGGGGUCUGCCAGUUUAUCCAGAUGAGUAUGAAGAUUUUGCAUUCUGUGUGAACUCAAGUGAACUAUUUGAAGUUUCUUUUAAAGGGAUCUUAUUCACAUGGUGGAAUGGUAGAACUGGUAGAUAUUGUAUUUUUAAAAGGUUGGACAGAAUGCUCACUAAGUCAAAACUACAGGAUUGGAUUGGUCACAUGAAAAGUAAAGCUACUUUUGGGGAUAUCUUCAAGCAACUGGUAGUAAGGGAAGAUAUUGUGAGAGGUAAAGAACAACUUUUUGAAGAUGAUCCUCCUCCCGCAAACAGGAUGGUUCUCCAACUAGCACAAGCAGAAUUAAAGAUGUAUAUGCAUUAUGAGGAGGAGUUCUGGAGACAGAAAUCUCAUUUGACUUGCUUUUCUGAGGGGGAUAGGAAUACAAGUUUUUCAACAAUAGGGUAA